This is a messenger RNA of Rhodotorula graminis WP1, 2943 nucleotides long. RefSeq lists its product as uncharacterized. Gene Ontology annotation, cellular component: nucleus. The record is from RefSeq and is a predicted model, not a curated record. Bases 97 to 2898 code for a protein of 933 amino acids. NCBI's taxonomy places the organism in Eukaryota, Fungi, Basidiomycota, Microbotryomycetes, Sporidiobolales, Sporidiobolaceae. The transcript is spliced from 4 exons.
GCAAGCUCGCACAAGGUGGAGCGGCGGUCCGUGAGCCGGAGCCUCCCUCUCUUCUCUGGAAGGCGCGUCUACUUCUGCCAGAGCGAGCCCGCGAAGAUGCGCAUUCGCCGUGCCGCGGUGCAUCUCGCCCAGUCGGGCAAGGUCAGCGUUGGCGAGGGUUCCUCGUGGGACGAAGCCUCCGACGCGGCGACGGCCGACACAGCUUGGUCGAGUACAGCUCUCGUCCUCGACGACCUCGCGCGGUGGUCGGGCUCGGCACCUCGUCGCCCGUACUCGCCGUACCGCCCUCAGCCCGUCUUGACGGCCAACCCGGCCGCGCUCUCGUCGACGCCCGCCGACGACCCCGCACCUUCUCCGCCCGGCGCUCGCACGGCCACGGCCUCGCCCGCCAGCAUCCACGAGUGGGCGCCGGUCGACGACAUGGCCCAGCACCGGGCGGGCCACUACGACCCGCCAGGCGUCCCGCACCCGCUCCAGCUCGCCGCGCACCGCCAGUCGUUGCCCUCGAUCGACCUCGGCCGCGACCACCACCACCACUUCGAGCAGCAGCAGCAGCAGCAGCAGCGCGACUACGACGAGCAGCGCAGGCGCAUGAGCAUGUCGGCCCUGUCGCACGGCCACCCGGGCGACGAGUACGCCCACCACCUCGACGACUCGCCCCAGUUUGCGCCCUCGUCGGCGCCCGCAGCAGGUGACGGCGGCGGCGGGUACGACGCUCAAGGCGCGCACGAGCACUACGGCGACGACCAAGGCUAUGCAUCCGCGUCGCACUUUGCGCCGCACCCGGCCUACUCGUCGUCGUCGUCGUCGCAAGGCCAGUACGGCCGCCCCUACCCGCACGCCCCGUACGACCACCACUCGCCGUUGGCGGCCGCCGCCCCUCGCUCGGCCGGGAGCCGUCCCUCGUCGCGCUACGGCGCCAACAUGUCCCCGAACGGCUACGAUGCGGCACCUCCACCUCCUCUGCAGCACCCGGCGUACCACCCGCGGUCGUCGUCGUUCUCGCAGCCGCUCCCGCCCAUGUCGCUCGUCCCCGAGGGCGCCCACUCGUCGGCCACGUUCUGCUACUCGCCGCAGACGGGCCCGCUCCCGUCCAUCUCGCAGCAGCAGCAGCAACAGCAGCAGCAGGUUUAUCAGCACCAGCAGCAGCAGCACGAGCGCCGGCCGAGCUACCAGGACGCGCCCGACCCUUACCCGGCCGACGAGUCGUUCGCCUACGCUCCCCCGCCGGUCGACCACAACUCGGCGCCCUACCACGACGGCGGCUACGCGCACAACCCGACCUUUUCCCACCCGGCCUAUGCGCGCGCCUCGACCGCGACGCAGCCCGGCCCGCCCUCCCUCAGCAUGAACACCUCGUUCGCCCGCCCGUCGACCUCGCACGCCGCGCCCAUGUCGUCGACGCCCGCCUCGGCCAACACGCUUCAUGCGUCGCCGUGGUCGGGCCCGCCGCCGCCGUCGAGCCUGUCGCUCGGCGCCCUCGCGCAGCGCCGCCGCAGCGCGACCGACGCCCUGCAGCAGGGCUACUACAGCCGGCGCCUUAGCCACGAGGAGGAGGAGCGCCGCCGCGCGAGCCUCGGCGGCGCCCUGAGCCGCAGCCUGGGCCCGAGCAGCAGCGCCGGCAGCCUCGGGCGCCGCAGCGUCGACUACGCCGCGAGCGGGCUCGUCGGCCCGGCGAGCGCAGGCCAGUCGCCCGAGGUCCAUGGCGACCGCCAGCUCGGCCCGGCGCCGAUCCCGCUCUCGUCCAAGCAUACUCUGCCGCAGCGUCAGAACUCUGGCGGCGGCUCGGCGGCGUCGGCGUCGGCGGCGAGGAGCCCGCAGCUUCGGUUCGCGCCGCCUCCUCCCGCCGGGCCUGGCCCGUCCUCUGCGCGCGAGCGCCGAGCCUCGGGCGAUCGCGAGGGUGCCGUCCCGCGAGUCGUCGAAGAGGAUGAGGGCGACGACGAGCUGGUCGAGGACGAGCUCGACAGCCCUCGGUCGACGUCGGGCGGGCGCACAAGCCGCGCCGCGAGCGCCGGCUCGAGGAGCGAGACGCCGGUCGGCUCGCGGCGGGCGAGCACGACGGGCACGUUUGUCGGAGCAGGAGCGGGAGCGGGAACGGGGAGCAAGAGGAGGAGGUUGAGCGCGGCGAUGGUGGGCGACUUUGACGAGGACGGCGACUUUGCCGAGGACGAUGGCGGCGGUUCUGGCAAGGGGCGCAGGGAGCCCACGUCCAAGAAGUUUACUUGCCCUCAUCCUUCGUGCGGUCGGGCCUUUGCGCGCAACUUCAACCUCAUGAGCCACAUCAAGAGCCACCAGGGUAUCCGCGAGUUCAAGUGCCCCGAGUGCAACAAGCUCUUCUCGCGCAAGCACGACUGCACCCGUCACUGCAUCGCCAUCCACCACUACGACAAGGACGGGCAAGCUCCCGUCGGCAAACAGCCGGUCUACGUCGCCCAGGACAUCCUCCCCGUCGGCGUCAUGGUCGAGCGCGCCAAGGAGCGGCAACGCGCAGCGAGCGACGCCGCCCUGUCGAGCUCGGCGUCGUCGUCGGCCAACAAUGCGCCGCUCCUCAGUGGCUCGCGGCCGCUCGGGGCGCGGGUCCCGCUCUUGAGCACGGGUGCCGAGCCGGUCCUCCUCCAGCCGCCGCCGCUCUCGGCCACGACGCCCUCGUCCGCCUCGUCGACCUCGACCCCGUCCCUCCCGACGCCCAUCGACGGCCGUCCGCCGAUCCCGCUCCACCUCCCGCCGCCGCAUCACGCCUUGCAGCACCCGGCGUACCCGCCGCCGCCGCCGCCGGCUCAGCCGCUGUACGCCGCCGACGAGUCGACGCCGAGGGCGGUCGGGCCCGCCUCGCCGCAGAUCGGCUUUGCUCCGCCGCCGCCGCCGGUCCGUCGCGCCGUCAUGGGCGACGAGCAGUAGGGCGCGCACGUCGCGCUCGAGCCCCGACCCCGCCUUUUUCCUCUC